CUAUGCGUUUGUACUAGUCUAUUGUCGCUGUUGUUAUUGUUGCUCAAGGAACCAAGGCUGCAUUAGCUCUUUUCCGACCUUUCAUUCAAUAAACAGGGUAUAGGCUAUAGACUACGUAGACCACAAUAUUAACUCUUUGCUAAAAAAAAGUCGUUGAACAGCAUACGGUCUGUUACAGCGCACGGUUGCGGUUUAAUGACGCUACAUUCCCCAUACGUCUCCUACCACCAGUGUUAUUCGAGGGCUAGGCCUUUGUUUGAUAUGUCACUUGAUUGAGAACUUUAAAAAAUUCUCAUCAUGACGUUGAAGGCCAUCAACCUGAAUCCACUCAUUCAUGCACUUACUGACUGGAGUUUAUUCUGUGCAUCUAUGUGCAUGUAAAUGGAUAGUUGACGAAACACUGGAUCCAUCUCAUCUUUUUUACAGUCGUGCGUGACUAAGUGCUAAAAAACGAUUCUGUAUAUCCGUGUUUCUGAAGCUGAGUCAAUAUUAGUUUAAUGUGUCACAUAUGUUCGUAUGCGCUAAUCUAUGACAGUGGUAGCCUUGAAUGCAGCUCAGUUGUGCCUUUCCAAGAUGGGGCUGUCUCCAAAUCGCUGACGGAACAGAUUGGGACUAACCAGACAGACAACUCCCUUACAUAAAACUGUGGGAAGAACGCUGUAGUCACAGCGCACCAGGUGUACCUUGAGCGUCAGGUGUGGACGAAGCCAUGCAUACGCUUUACAUUUAUGCACUAUUUUCAGUGGCCGUGCUCUCGGUCUCUCCGGGUUUGGCGCGGUCUCUCCGGGCGAAGCGAGGCUUGCUGGAGCUCGCCGGUGUUAUCAAAUGCAGUACGGGUAGACCGGCGGUGGCUUACAUGAUGUACGGGUGUUAUUGCGGGCUCGGUGGUCAGGGAUGGCCUCGAGACAAAGCGGACUGGUGUUGCCAUAAGCAUGACUGCUGCUAUGGGAAGGCAGAGGACAUGGGGUGCCAGAGCAAGACAGAUAAAUACACCUGGACCUGUGAGGGCCACAACCCCGACUGUGAAUCCAUGAAUGACAAGUGUGAGCGGAUGUUGUGUCGCUGUGACAGAGAGGCUGCCAGGUGUUUACAGAAAGCUCCGUACAGCCCCAAGUACUCGCUGUGGCCUGACUUCAUGUGUGGGACUGACCAGCCUGUGUGCGCUAACCGCUGACCAGCCUGUGUGCGCUUAUCGCUGACCAGCCUGUGUGCGCUUACCGCUGACCAGCCUGUGUGCGCUUACCGCUGACCAGCCUGUGUGCGCUUAACGCUGACCAGCCUGUGUGCGCUUAUCGCUGACCAACCUGUGUGCG
Clupea harengus (Atlantic herring) is the source of this 1313-nucleotide messenger RNA. RefSeq names its product phospholipase A2 group X. Gene Ontology annotation, molecular function: calcium ion binding; phospholipid binding. The record is from RefSeq and is a predicted model, not a curated record. Gene Ontology annotation, biological process: phospholipid metabolic process; lipid catabolic process; arachidonate secretion. NCBI's taxonomy places the organism in Eukaryota, Metazoa, Chordata, Actinopteri, Clupeiformes, Clupeidae.